Molecule: messenger RNA, 1438 nt
Organism: Papilio polytes (common Mormon)
Lineage: Eukaryota; Metazoa; Arthropoda; Insecta; Lepidoptera; Papilionidae
Product: glyoxylate reductase/hydroxypyruvate reductase-like
Exons: 7
Coding region: 112-1197 (361 amino acids)
Cellular component (GO): cytosol
Molecular function (GO): hydroxypyruvate reductase (NADH) activity; hydroxypyruvate reductase [NAD(P)H] activity; glyoxylate reductase (NADPH) activity
Source: RefSeq, a predicted model, not a curated record
UACCGGUCAGUUCCAACCCUGGCCUUGUCCCGACCGGGCGCCGGCAGUCAAUAACGCUGUACACCUGAUAAACGUCCGAUAUCAAAACGAUUCGUAUUCAAAGAUAAAACAAUGGUUAAGAAAAAUGUAUCAAGAUUAUUAUUUGUCACGUUUAUGGCGUCAGUAUUACAAACAGCAUUGUCUGUGGAAGACGUACCAAACACAAAUAUGACGAAAUCACUCAAAGUUCUUGUCUCAUCGAACGACUACCUCGACAGUGGUAUCAAAGUUUUAGAAGAACAUUUUACAGUUGUGAAAAGUCGAUACCAAAACUUCAGCGAAGAAGGCAUUACCAAAAAUAAAGAUGAGUUACUCGACCUUAUUCCGGGAUGCUCUGCGCUUGUCUGGGUCUCUCACCAUCCCAUUACUAAAGAGCUACUGGAUAGAGCAGGUCCUCAGCUAAAGGUAGUGAGCACAGCGUCUGCGGGUUACAACCACUGCAACGUACCGGAGCUGAAGAAGCGCGGCAUCAAGUUAGCCAACACGCCUGGAGUGCUGAGCGCCGCGGUCGCAGAAGUCGCCAUAGCCCUCAUGUUGGGCGCCGCGAGACGCUUCACCGAAAACCUUGAUCAGGUGCACAGUGGUGAAUGGGAAAUAGGUUUCGACAAAGUCCUCGGACAAGACAUCCAAGGCAGCACAGUUGGUAUCAUCGGACUGGGCGGCAUAGGGCAGGCCACGGUCAAGCGGCUACGCGGCUUUGACGUUGAAAAAUUCCUCUACACAGGUCAUCGCGAAAAACCUGAAGCCAAGGAGCUUGGCGCUGAGUUCGUAAACCUGGACACGUUGCUGGCCCAUAGCGACUUCGUGGUUCUUGCCGUGCCCCUCACCGACGAGACCAAACACAUGAUCAAUAAAACCACGCUUGCCAAGAUGAAGAAGAACGCUAUACUCAUCAACGUCGGUCGCGGAGAUCUAGUGAACCAAGACGAUCUGUACGAUGCCCUGAAGAACAGGGACAUCUACUCCGCCGGACUUGACGUCACCACGCCGGAGCCAUUGCCCAAAGACCACAAGCUGUUGACGUUGCCUAACAUCUUUAUUCUUCCUCACAUCGGUAGCGCGACUAUCGGAACUCGCAACGCUAUGGCUGUGCUUGCCGCCAAAAACGUUGUCAACGCCCUCAACGGAAAACCUCUAAUUACACCUGUAUUGGAAUAAUUCAUUAUAAAAUAAUAACACUAUUUAUAACAUUUAAAAUGUAUCUAAUAUUCUGUAACUAUUUAAUAAUUACGUUCAAAUAAAGGCUAAUUUGAAUGUCGCGAUGUGAAUUUGUUUAACAUGGCCAUGGCCACAAUCGUCGUGAAGACGAUGAGAUACUGCCGUGUAGUGAUAACCUUUACUAACUUAACCUCUUAAACAUUUUAAAAUGUAACAGAAACAUUAAAUAAUUACACUUUUA